AUGGCGGAGGGUCGUGGCUUUCCUGACAUGUUGGGUAGCAUUGACUACAUGCAUUGGCAAUGGAAAAAUUGUCCAAAGGCGUGGAAAGGUAUGUACAUGAGUGGUUAUCGUGGGGUUGCAACCAUAGUACUUGAGGUUGUAGCAUCUUCAGACCUUUGGAUAUGGCAUGCGUUCUUUGGAGUUUUUGGUUCAAAUAACGAUAUUAACGUGUUAGAUCGUUCUCCAGUGUUUGAUGAUAUUCUAAAUGACCGUGCUCCGGAGGUAAAUUAUACUAUUAAUGGUAAUGAUUAUACUAUGGGAUACUAUUUAGCAGAUGGUAUUUAUCCUGAAUGGGCCACAUUUGUCAAAUCAAUCUCAAAGCCACAAGGGGAGAAACGCAAGUUAUUUGCACAAUACCAAGAAGGACAAAGAAAAGAUGUGGAGCGAGCAUUCGGAGUGUUGUAA
This is a messenger RNA of Arachis ipaensis, 444 nucleotides long. RefSeq lists its product as uncharacterized. NCBI's taxonomy places the organism in Eukaryota, Viridiplantae, Streptophyta, Magnoliopsida, Fabales, Fabaceae. The record is from RefSeq and is a predicted model, not a curated record.